This is a messenger RNA of Dermacentor silvarum, 3421 nucleotides long. RefSeq lists its product as uncharacterized. The coding region runs from base 383 to 778 and encodes 131 amino acids. The record is from RefSeq and is a predicted model, not a curated record. Lineage: Eukaryota; Metazoa; Arthropoda; Arachnida; Ixodida; Ixodidae. Gene Ontology annotation, cellular component: extracellular region. The transcript has 2 exons. Gene Ontology annotation, molecular function: cytokine activity.
GUCCUGUCAGCCACUCCUCCAAGGUCGGGCGUACGUAAUGUUGCCGCUCUCUUACUCUUGUUGCGAUAGUGAGGCAAGUAAAACGUGUUGCAGCCCUACGAAAGCACAGCAGCCGGCAUCGACCACUAGCAGUCCUCUAUGUUGGGUCUUUCGGUUCGGCUGACCGCGUUGUACGAGCGACCGCUGGCGCGAGUCGCAAUACAUUCCCAGCAUGAAGACAAUUUGGCAAACUUUUGAGAUUUCUAAAGCGAGCGUGAAGCUUAGGCCGAAGAGAAAGCUGCGAUUACGCCUUUCGUUUAGUUUGUAGGAUACGCACUUAGCUUUCAAUUUCUCAAAGAACAGUGACGUCUUCAGGUUGGCCGAUAAAGCGUGAGCUUCAAAGAUGCCGCAUACAGAACUGGCCACCAUCGCCUGCAUAUUCGCAGUCUUGGCAGCCUUGCACGGGGCGUCCGCUUUGGUUAUCUGUACGCCCAGCCCACAGUCGUCCAACAUCGGCGACCGUGCCACCUGCCCCUUCACGAUGAUCACGGACGUGGACCCAGCCCGGAUCCCUUCGGAGUUGCCCGUCACCAAGUGCAACUGCCUGGGCAGUCGCUGUAGUGACGUGGGCGACUACCGCUGUCAAGAGGUGAGGAGCACGUUCCGCGUGGCGUACCGCGUCGGCGGUGGAACCUCGUCGGAGUUGACCAACAAGACGGUGGAACUGACCACGUCGUGCGUGUGCGUCGUCAACAGGUCGGCCGGAGCGCUGUGGGGCGGCAAGCGAACCGCAGGUUAGUGCUAAGUGCCCUCUUCGGCGGCCCCUGGUGAUUUGGCAUUUCCCGGAGCCUACCUGCACCUUCAGGGGUGCCGAUGGACAAGUCGCCUGGUGAUGAAUGGUGCUCGUCGACGCUGAUGUAUAUUACGUGUAGCCAGCAGGCCUCAUUCCUGGAGUUGUUUAAGAAAGCGCCGUGCGCCAUGAUUACCAACAGCAGUUGCAGCCAAGCGAACAUCUAAUUAAGCCACAGUCCUUUUAUCUGAUGCUUGGUAAUGACUUUAUUUCCGUUUCGUCUUCUUUCUCUUGUUGCUUUGUCACGGCUGCUGCUGAGCUAUUGAAGUGCUAGCGGAUAUUUAUGUGCAUUUGCCAAGCGACAGACCUCGCUUUGCAAAACAGCUGAGUUUUUAUUUUGUCUGAGCAAUACAUGCGAUGCAUGUGAACCACGAUUUUGCCACAUUACUGCCAACGAAAUCAUCACAAAGCUAAAAUGAGGCACCAUGAAAGUAAUGGCAGCGCUUACACUUCAUUCAAAAAUCAGCAAUGUCUAGAUAUAAUGUGCUAACCAUUCCCACUGGAAAGAAGAUUGUGCUGCCAUUCUGAGGCAGAUUGGGGAAGCAAAUUUCUGCCCUGUUUCUCCUUGAGGACUCAGAGAUUCUGUUCACCUCACAGCCUGAAUUUCCAAAGAAAAGCUAUACAUUUCGCGCUUUCUUACAAGCAAUACAAAACUCAGACGACCUGUUCAAGAAACGCACCGGGCGGGAAUUCUAAAUUCCCAUAUUAGAUAUACUGGGUAUGGGCGCUAGUGAAUGGUCCUCCCGAAACCCAAUGGCGCAAUGAAACGUGAGAACUCCUCGCGGGACCCCACAUGGGUCCGAUAAAUGGAGCAGCAAUGAUCCAUCCCAGGCGUUCACUCGUGGUCGGGACAAAGCGAGAGCGCAACACGUUGGCACCCGAAAGAUGGUGAACUGUGCCGGAGUCAGGCGGAUCCCACUUCGAAUGAGGCGAUAUGUAUGAGAAAUACUAAUUGACAGUGUACAAAAAAAAAUUCUGUAUUGAAACGCCCAUGCCUUGAAGAAGGAAAAAAAGAAGUGGGUCUUAUAUUUAUAGAGAAAUAAACUAAAGCUCGACAUACGAAUAUCAGGGUAUACCGUGUUGCCACUGAACCAAAUCAGUGCAUCUAAGCAUAGCUAUGGCUCUUGUCUUUUCUUAUAGUUUUUGUACCUUCUCAGUAUUCGUGGAUCUGCUUUCACUUGCCGAUCUCAAGUGUUCCUUAUCUCAUAACAAAUGAUCUGUUAAGCACUUUGACGCUACGAGCCUUCGACACAACCAUGACAGUUCAUGUGAAUUCACUGCCUCUCUCGCCCCGCAAAUUACUAGUGUCAACGAUAUAUACUUUUGUGUGAUGCAGCUGAGGAGUGUAAAUUUCAUGUAUCGUGUAUUCACGACGUGCACGGCUCGUGUCAACUUAAGACUCGUCAUUUCAUCUGGACUACCGUCAGCUAGGCUCUCCAAAUUUAACAAGACACCCACCGCCAUUCAAGCAACAUGACCAUUCAUACAACACGACAUGACCAUUCAUGCAACAUGACCUUCGCACUUCAGACAGAAAAAUUCACACUUUCUGCAGCGGCGACAUACUCGGCACAGCCUCAUCGAAUUUAGGAAUCUAGACGAAGUGCUUGAAAACUUUUGCUCACUUCUCAUCAAAAGUGUUUCUCAAUGUAUGGGAGAAGACCCCAUAAGCUGAUGAGAUUUAAGUCGUCUCUGUUCUGUCCGCAUGUCGCACAAUACCUCGAUUCAUAUUUCUUGAUUUAGAUUUUCUUUGUCUACAAGACAGAAAAAAAAAACGAAAUGACUUGGACAAGAACAAUAAGCUUGUCGUUUAUUCAGAGUCUCUUCAGCAUUGGCGUACAUUUCUUGCAAUAACGCAUAUUAACGUAUGUCAUAUUUUCGCUGCUCAACACAGGCAAAAUCAGGCUCUAUGCAUUAUAGCAGUGCCGAUUCAGAAUGUAGCAUUAAUAAGAUGUGAUAGAAAUACAAUUUCGUCGCUGAAUAAUUACUUUCUUUUACCACAGCUAAUCAUGCUUUACACGCUAGCCUCUAGCUCUCAUAAAGCUUUAUCGACCUUAAUGUUUUGAAAAACUCCGCAAUAAGGCUCAAAAAAUUUACUUCCUGUCCAUAUCUGAUGCUAUCUAUGGCAAAAUGACAUCUUGCUUUCCAGCUAUUAGCAUACAGAACAGUCUUCCAUAUCAGAUGAACACAUAUCCACCUCUUCCUAUGUCCAAGAAGUCAUUAAGAAAACUAUAUUUUGAACGGCUACAUUUUUAAACUAUAGAGCGCUUGUUUAACACUGCACCAUUGUGAUGUUCUUUACCUCGAUGUCUAAAGUGCCAGUUUGUUGGGCAAUUUGUGUAUUUAUGCUAUUUUUCUUCCAUAUUCACUAGCGUAAGUUAUUGCACAUAUUUUUAUAUUAUGUCUUAUUCGUAUAAUACUGCGCAUGGACCUUACGGGAGCAUUUUGUUCACAUUGGUAUCGUGUCCUUCACAUAUGUGUAUCUUUAGCCUAUCUGAUCAUCAGUAAAUAAAUAUUUUUUUAUUUUAAUUUAUUUUAUGAGUGGCUGGCACCCCAACAUUGUCCAAGAAGAAAUGGUCCCAUAUAUAGAAU